Messenger RNA from Lodderomyces theae, 3204 nucleotides. It is a transcript of the gene FLO8, whose product is annotated as Flo8p. The transcript is spliced from 2 exons. Gene Ontology annotation, molecular function: protein binding. The record is from RefSeq and is a predicted model, not a curated record. The coding region runs from base 1 to 3204 and encodes 1067 amino acids. Lineage: Eukaryota; Fungi; Ascomycota; Pichiomycetes; Serinales; Debaryomycetaceae.
AUGAACAAUUCAAAUGGCAAACAAAAUGCCAUGAGCACAAACAGCCGAAGCACUCCCCUAAACAGGCCAUCGAAUCAAGCUUCAUCGUCUAUUAGUAUCUCAGAUUCGUAUGCCAAAAACGCCAACCAGUUACUAAAUGCUUACAUCUAUGACUUUUUAGUCAAGAGUAAAUUACCGCAAACUGCAAAAAUAUUUGUCAAUGAAGCUGAAGUUCCAUCAGUGGCUUCACCACCGGGCUCUCAAUCUCACCACCACCACCACCAACAACAACAGCAGCUGCAACAGCCAACUCCAGGAGCAGACUCCUCAACAACCCCUUUCCAGAGACAGCCACUGCAAUCGCCACUGCAGUUAAAAUUCUACAAGGAUCAUGACUUACCAAAGAUGAACUUGGCUAUGGAUUCUCCCCAAAGACCAAAACAGCAAAUCAAACUUGGCAUUGAGGUAUUAUCAAUUACAAUUGUUGAAACAAAGACAACAACAACAAGAGUUGGCAAUGGCUGUCCCUGCAUCAAUGUCNCCAAUUUCCAGCAACAGCAAGCGUUGCAAGCAAUGCAAGCGUUGCAAGCACAACAAGCACAACAAGCACAACAAGCACAACAAGCACAACAUGGACAGCAAGUACAGCCGGCGCCGCUUCAACAAGGGUCUAUCCCACCUUCCCAACCUCAGACAGAGUCCCAGGCGCAUGCUCAGGCACAAAAUCACGCGCAAAUGCAGGCACAAGCGCAAUUUCAGGCACAGGCACAGGCACAGGCACAGGCACAGGCACAGGCACAAGCACAAGCACAGGCACAAGCUCGAGCACGGGCCCAGGCGCAAGCCCAAGCCCAAGUGCAGGGUCCAACACAACCAUCCAACUUGCGUUCUCAGCAGCAAAGCAAUCCACAGCUUGGCUCCAACGCGCAAUUCUCUAGUCAACAGCAACCCCACGGUCAAGUUAUUUCACAACAGAUACAACAUCCAAAUGGACCGCAUAGUGGACCUGUUGGUCCUAAUCGUGCACAACAAAUCCCAUCUCAGCCGCCAUCAGCAACAGCGGCGAGUUUUCCAAACAUGGGACCUACAAACAACCAACAACCUGUCUUUUCAGGGAAUCAACACUUCACACCUCAGCAGCAACAUCAGCAACCACCACCACCACCUCCUCAUCCUCCCGCAACUCAGCGCCAAGCCCCGUUUCCAAAUAUGCCUAAUCCUCAAUUCGGUGGCAGUCCGUCUGUAGAACAGCAAAGAAUGAUGAUGCUAAUGAAACAGCAGACUGCUUCUGCUGCAGCUGCUGCGCAAAGACAGAUUAAUAUGAGCAUGGGAGAUCUCGGACCUGACCAGCAGCAGCAGCAGCAGCAGCAGCAGCAGCAGCACGCCUUGCAAAGGGGCGCUAAUGCCGCAGCCAGUCCUGGAAGCAUGAACUUUCAACAGGAGGCGUUUAUGCAACAACAAAUGAACCAGCAACCGCAGACCCAGGAGCAAAUGAAUUCGUUGCAACAGCAAGCACAAAGUCAAAUGAACACUUUGCGUCAGCAAGCACAGCAGCAGCAACUUCAGGCGAAUCCAGCCAAUGUUAACGGGUCCUCUGUGCAAAACUCUCCUGCAGGUCCAUGGCAGCAACAGCAGCCACAAUUACAAAGACGUGCUUCACGUGGUCAGGGCUCACCAUUCCCCAGUGGCACGGGUCCAGCAGGCAGUGUUGGCAAUCCUAACUUCGUGAAUGCUCCAGCACAAGGUCCUGACAAUGCUAAUGGGCAACCUGUGCGCGGUCCCGGAGGUGCAAGGGGCAGAAAUACUGGCCCCAAUGGGAAACUGGCUCUUGCUAAUGUUAAUAACAAGGCCCCACAGAAUAAUCCACCCAACGGAAGAAACAGUAAUGCAUUGCAGGAUUACCAAAAUCAGCUCAUGCUUUUAGAGAAGCAAAAUAAGAAGCGUUUGGAAAUUGCGAGAAGUAAUGGAUCAGAGUCAAAUAUACUAGCUUCCGGUGGAUUGAUGCUGCAACAACAACAACCACCGCAAUCCCAACAGCAUGAUGCAAUGAGCAGCCAUUCUUCACAAAACCAGUCCCAAUCACUGCAUGCUACACCUGCUUUGCACCAUGCUCCACCGCCUCCUCAGUUCAAUCACAAACCAUCUCCGGCAACGUCCAAUAGUUCACCCUUGAUCAACAACAAACCUCCUCCAGGAACGGCCAACAAAAAGCCAAAGAAGGAGCCUGCAGGAAGAAGAAGCAGGAAGCAAAGUGUUGCUUCGACACAGGCUAGUACUCCAUUUAAUUUGGGAGUUGAAAGUAAACCACCGGCAUCCCUGCAACAACAUCCACAACAACAGUCACAGUCGUCACAACAGCAAGAACCGCCUAACACAUCGCAAAACCCAUCCCAACUUCAAAGACGCGGUUCGUUUACUCCAAGUACGGGUCGGAAAGAUUUCACUCCACUUACACCAGUGAGUGAGCCUGUUACUGACAGCAGGAAGAAACGCAAGAUGAAUACUGUUGCCGAAUCUCCUCACAGCCAAAACUCCACCAACACGCAAACGGAGAAGAGCUCUGACACCAAGUCGCAAAUUCAGUCAACUGGUCCAACAAGGAAGAAGGCUGCCAAAGGAACGCUUAAAUCCGAUGAAAAAGUUGCCAACAAGACUGCAUCAAACAGUACCGACACGACUAAAGCCAUCAAUGAGGAGUCGCUGCAACAACAACAGCUCAGGAACCAUUUUGACGAGUUCCAUGAAGCGUUUGGUGCGUUCUCGGAACCAGCGCAUGCUUCCCUCCAAGAAGAUCAUCUAGGUGCAUCUUCUUCCUCCAACACGGGCCAGAAUUUCUUCAAUGUGGAUUUAUUGUCCGAUACUCAAAACCAGAACCACAGUUCAGCUCACAACAGUACAUCUAGUGGUGGAGUUCCAGGAAUUCCCGACAACAACAACAACAACAACAACAAUAACAAUGUUAUCUCCACCACCACCAUCACCACCACCAACAACAACAACAGUGGCGGUGGUGGUAAUGGUGGUGGAUCUGGUAGUAGCGGGGGGUCCAAUAUCAAUGCAGACUUUUUUGGAGGGACUGCUGGUGCCGGUGUCAAUUCUGCUGCUUUUGAUGACAUUGAGUUCGAUAUCAAUCAGUUGUGGGGAGAUGACAAUGUUGUUGAUCUGGGAUUGAAUGAUGACUUGGGGUUUAAUUGGAAUGUGGAUGCUAUAGAGAAUGGAGAUUAA